Molecule: messenger RNA, 3153 nt
Organism: Xiphias gladius (swordfish)
Lineage: Eukaryota; Metazoa; Chordata; Actinopteri; Istiophoriformes; Xiphiidae
Exons: 4
Coding region: 215-901 (228 amino acids)
Source: RefSeq, a predicted model, not a curated record
AGUGCAGACAGCAGGCUGCGGGUGAACAAGUUUCACUUCCAGGUUUCGAGCAACUGAUGAAACUUACUCAAGCGUUUGUGGUUUAAAUCAUCAGACGUGAUGCUCGAGCAUUAUCACCACGAGCAGUAGGAAGCGAAGAGCGCUUCUGUCACAGCGCGGGGGCGAAGCAGUUGCAGAGCAGAGCUGGGAUUCAGACGGCGCUCGACGGCCGACCAUGGCUCUGCUCUGGGCGAUGCUGCCGGUGUUUCUGGUCUGUGCAGAGGCCCAGAACGUGACUGAGGUCAGGGGGAAACUGGGUGGGAGCAUCAACUUGAAAUGCUCCGAGAAUUUCUCAAACAUUUACUGGUACAUGGAGAUCCAUAGCCGGUUCCGUGUGGAAAUCCUUCGUACCUUUUCUCAAAACUCUGAACCUAGCUACUGCUCUGUGGAUUUUAAAUCCAAAUUUUCGAUCCAGAGAAACGAACUUGUGAUCACAAACAUCACGUCAGGAGAGUACAGGCUCUACUUCUGUGCCAAGAGGAUACAGGACAGAAUUUCUUACGUGGACGCCAUCCGCCUCGUCUCAGACGUCGCGGCCGCUCCGUCCACCGACGACUGCGAGCGGCGCAACGGGACAGCGUGGUGGAGUAGCUACCUCACGUACAGCUCCCUCACCCUGAACGCCUUCCUCACCCUAACAGUAACCGGUUUGGUGGGUAGGUCACUUCAUUUGAAGAGGAAGAAGAGAAACCUGCGGGUGAAUGACCCUUCAGGGGUCAGGAAUGGUAACACGGCGACCGUGGAGACACCGCAGUACCAGGAGAUCCAGCUCUCCCCCCACACAAUCCCUCCACCUGCUGCUCCUCCAGAGUGUAUCUACUACAAAGCUCAGCUUCCUCGGUCCAGGAUACCUUUACGCUGACAGAGCCCGGACACCGGCUCACCUGGACGCCUGGAUGGUACGCGUGCAACUGGUCUGCCUCCCUGUAGUCUUUACAUUUGACAUUUCGACCCUUGGGACCAAUAUUUGAACCAGAAGUGAAAAGGGUUCUGUGUUCCUUUACCUCAGAGAAUCGAUUUGGAAACUGAAAAAUUAUUACUUGUGACUGAGAGGGUUUGUGGUGGUUCUGGACUGACGGAGGGUCCGUUGAGUUAUUUGUUCUGGAAGGUCAUGAAAAUCAACAAAUGGACGCCGAGACUUUUCUGGUCGUGUUUCGGUGAGUUACGCCGUUUUACAACCUUUUCUGCUGAGAGGAGCGAGCUCGGACUCUGCAGCAACUUAUAGCCACACCUGGUCAGGACUGGGUUUAAGGUGCUUUAAAAUUUAAGGUGGCUGAGGAACUCUGGGUUGCAGCCGAAAAAACCAAGUAAUGUGAUUGUAGUAGUUUUUAUUUAGUUCUGCCCGUGAGAGGGUGUGAAGGCGGCGAACCGCUCGGGAAACCGGCCUCAGUCACCGAGUCUUAAAUGAGGCCGUUGUCUUCCUGAAAAACAUCACUAACACAUGGUUUCAGUCACAAAGCGUUAACUUCCUCUUCAGACUGCGAGGCCCCCCCGACGACCUUUGACCUAGGGCCUCUCAGACAACACACGGCUCCCGCUCUACAUACGUGACCAUACACCUCAUUAUGUUCUUUGGGAAGGUGAAAAUUAAAGCGGUGAUGUGGUGGAGUCAAAACGACGCGGCACGAAGUCAUAACUCUGCUGUGAUAUAUCCAAGUUUUGACUGUGUAGGUCAGUGCAGUCAGAUGGAGUCAUUUAAUGUCACGUUAGCGUUUCUAGUUAUUAUUAGUGGCUAUUUGGUUUCAAAGCUGAGCUACUAGACUUGUUUCUGAUCUUUCUCACCAUUUAUUUGGUCCGGAUAUUUUUCUUUCUUCGGGCCGAGAGGGACGUGUGCUUCACAUUCAGUCUGAAGGACCCUCAGAACGGGACGUCUGCCCAGCAGCUUAGAGGCUGAGACCGCUCCGCUCGUGCAGUCCGGCGGAGACCUGGGUCUCAGGCGAUCUAACGUCGGGUCGGCCUCGUGAUGCGGCAAGCGGUGGGGUUGAAGCAAGUGGCCGCCGCGACCGAGUCCUCGCUGGCUUAAGGCCAGAUUAAUGACGGGCAGCGACUGGCCCGUCCGAGUCUGAUCGAGUACCUUUUCUCCCGCUAAGCCCACCGGCUUCCGAUCGGUUGGCUUGAUGUUUCUGAUGUUCCCGUGCCCCGUUUAAAGUUCAGCAUGACCUCAGAUCUGUCUUCCGUGUAAGGCUCUGAGUCUUAAAUUAGUCAAGCUUACUGUAAAAUGCUUCCCGUUCCUGCGAGAGCUUAGUCAGCAACUUUGGAUCUGCCAGACCUCAGUUAGCACGUCAGGGCCCCUUCGAUGUGGUUUGUCGUCGUUCAGCAGUGUUUAAAUUUGCCCGUGACCUGAAUUCCAACCUCAAGUUUCCGGCCCAUUAAGCAACAUCGUUCCAUUAUUGCAUUACUCCACAGUUCGAUGGGAAAUGUGCGAUUAUUCGUACGAUGCUGAAAGCCGCUGUCACAUCCUCGUGUUUAUUAGAUCGUCAAGACUCGGGAGACUCCGCUGUCAACCCGUCCGAGCAAAACUACGCAGUGGGGAUGGAAUUUCCUGUCUCUGGGGCCAGUGCUGCUACAGUUACCAUUGGAGCGGUGCAAAACAAGACAGUCAGUUUAAGGUAAUACGGGGUGCCAAGAAACAAAGACAGGACAAGACCGUGUAAAGAGCAAAGCUGUAGGAUCUAAAUACAGUAAGCUAGUGACUGUUUCUAAUCACUUUCCCAUGUUGGACUUCUCUAAGCUCUUUGCCCCAGUUGUUGGUUUUAGGUCACAUUUGAAUUUCAGUCUUAAGACCUAGCGUAACUAACAAAGUUCCUCUAUGUUAUGACUUGUACCUCAGUUCCUUUAAAUAAUUCUGGUCUACAGUCUCUCUCUCUCUCUUUUUUUUUGAUGCUGCAAAUGAAGAAAACAUGUACAUUUCUUCCCUCAUUGGUUGUUAGAUUGACGACAACCUCUUUAUCAGAUCGGAUCUUUCAGUGAGUGAGUCUAAAUAAAACGAGUUCCAGUUCAUUGUAAUUUAAGAUAUAACCAGUAGCUUCUUAGCACAUGACUGCGGUUGAUUGCACAUAACAACGUGCAACUUAUGAGGAAACACCUUCAACACUUAAGCCACAUUUUUCAAAG